Messenger RNA from Nicotiana attenuata, 1612 nucleotides. RefSeq names its product eukaryotic translation initiation factor 3 subunit M-like. Gene Ontology annotation, cellular component: eukaryotic translation initiation factor 3 complex; cytoplasm. NCBI's taxonomy places the organism in Eukaryota, Viridiplantae, Streptophyta, Magnoliopsida, Solanales, Solanaceae. Gene Ontology annotation, biological process: cytoplasmic translational initiation. The record is from RefSeq and is a predicted model, not a curated record. Bases 150 to 1382 code for a protein of 410 amino acids. Gene Ontology annotation, molecular function: translation initiation factor activity. The transcript has 10 exons.
AGUUUUACGGGAAUACCCUUCUCCAUUUCACUACAGUCCACUUCAUCAAGCUAGGGUUUUCUCCCUCCCCCCUCUCAGUCACUAUACUCCCUCCUUCACUUUCGCGGAGAAUUUCCAAUUUGCAAUCCGACAAAAAAAUCAGAGGAAAAAUGAGCACCGUCGUACCUACUUCAGAGGAAGAUCCUGCUCUUUCCGUUGUUCGGUUCACCGCUCAGUUGUCAUGGGCUGACGCUGGCCCAGAGGUUGCGGAGCCUCAGGUGAAUAGAUUGUGCGUCGAGACACAGGAAUGCAUGAUUGAAGGAAGGUGGUUGGAUUUGGCUUCGUUGAUGCUCACUUCUGCAGAUUUGGUUUUUUCGAAAGCUUCCGAGAAAGAUCUCGAGUGCAUUUUCACUAUAAUCUGCAACCUUGUCAAGAAGCCUGAGAGUUUGGACCAAGUUCAUGAGAUGGCAGAGCUCAUAUCAACUAAACUCUCUCAACAACCAAAUGAUAAGCCUGCAUUGCGCAUAAAACUCUUGUUCAAUCUCUACAACCUGUUGGAGAAUCCUUAUAGCCGUUUCUUUGUAUACAUGAAGGCCCUUAAUUUGUCCAUUAGUGGAAAGGUCACUGAGCAUGUCUUGCCAUCUUUCAAAAAGAUAGAUAGCUUCUUGAAAGAAUGGAACCUUGGAGUCAAGGAUCAGAGGGAGCUCUUCCUUAAGAUCUCAAACAUUCUGAAAGAAGUCAAAGGCUCUGCAAAAGAGUCCUUCAAGUUUCUGACAAAGUAUUUGGAAACUUUCUCGGUUGAAGAUGCUUAUGCCAUGAAUGAUGCAAAGGAAGAAGCUCUUCGUGCAAUUAUUGAAUUUGUCAAGGCACCUAACAUGUUUCAGUGUGGCUUGCUAGAUAUGCCUGCUAUAGUCCAAUUGGAGAAAGAUGCUAAAUAUGCUCUAGCGUAUCAGCUUCUGAAGAUCUUUCUCGCUGGGAGGCUCAAUGAUUACUUGGAUUUCCAGGAGGCAAAUUCUGAAUUAUUAAAAACCUAUGGACUUCUCCAUGAAGAUUGUAUAGCAAAGAUGAGAUUAUUGACAUUGGUAGCUCUUGGAAUGACCGAAUCCAGUCAAAUUCCUUAUUCCAUUAUCAGAGACACAUUGCAGAUUGAUGAUACUGAGGUAGAAUAUUGGGUUGUUAAGGCAAUUUCAGCUAAAUUGCUCGACUGCAAGAUAGAUCAAAUGAACCAAGCAAUAAUUGUGAGCCGAUGUAUAGAGCGUGUAUUUGGGACAGACCAGUGGCAAUUGCUUCGAACACAGCUUGCAACCUGGAGGGGAAAUAUUUCAGGGGUUAUUAGUACAAUUCAUGCUAACAGGAUAACUGAAGAUACCACACAAACAAUGCAAGGAUUAGCGAUCCGCUGAAGGUUGCUUAUUUGUGGCAACUAUUUUCUUUAAAUAUUUGGAGACUAGAUUAAUUGGUUCCCAUGUAGAGCCAGCUCUUUGAAGUAGAAAUUUUGACAUCGGUUUCCUUCUGGGCAAAAUUUUCCAAGAGUUUGUUAAGCUGUAUUUGCUUUCUUUUCCUGUCGAUUUUACAGAGAUGUAAUUCUAUGAGAUCAUGAUCAAUUAUACUUCGCCUGUUGAUUCCGUAUUUC